UAAAACCUCAUGAGAAAACAGUUCACAUCAAGUGCGACGCUAGUCAGUAGCCCAGAGACACUGCCUCUGAAAAUGGGACUAAGGGACGAGCUCCUCAAGGCAAUAUGGCAUGCGUUCACAGCCCUGGAUGUGGAUAAAAGUGGGAAAGUUUCUAAGUCACAGCUGAAGGUGCUUUCCCAUAACCUGUGCACAGUGAUGAAGAUCCCUCAUGAUCCUGUAUCUCUAGAGGAGCACUUUAGAGAUGAUGAUGAGGGUCCUGUUUCCAAUCAGGGAUACAUGCCUUACCUGAACAGGUUCAUUCUGGACAAGGUCCAGGAUAACUUUGACCGAAUAGAUUUUAACAGGAUGUGCUGGACUCUAUGUGCCAGAAAAAACCUCAACAGAAACCACCUGCUUAUCUCAGAUGACGAUGCAUUUAAGAUUUGGUGCAUUUUCAACUUCCUCUCUGAGGAUAGAUAUCCACUAGUCAUGGUCUCAGAGGAGAUCGAGUACUUCCUUCGUAAGCAAACAGAAGCCAUGGGUGGCAGUUGGAUUGAGGAAAAGUUUGAAGAAUACAAGCUCCAGCUGAGCAGCAAGCACCAGUGUCUGAAUGUUUGGGAGCUGAUUGAGUUGGUGGGUAUGGGGCACUUCAGUAAGGGCAUGGACCGCCAGACCCUCUCCAUGGGCAUUAAUGAAGUGUUCCAGGAACUUAUUCUGGAUGUGCUCAAACAAGGUUACAUGAUGAAAAAGGGCCACAAAAGGAAGAACUGGACUGAACGGUGGUUCUUGUUGAAGCCCAACUUAAUAUCAUACUAUGCCAGUGAAGACCUUACAGAGAAGAAAGGAGACAUACUACUAGAUGGAAACUGUUGUGUUGAGUCCUUGCCUGAUAAGGAGGGGAAGAAGUGCCUUUUCUAUGUCAAGUGUUCAGACAAAAGCUUUGAAAUCAGUGCCUCCGAUAAAAAGAAAAAACAAGAAUGGAUUCAAGCUAUUCAGACUUGCAUCACACUCCUGAAGGUUGGACGUCCAGCUCUACACCACGAGGCACGGCAGAAACGACGAGAGUUACGUCAGAAACAACAGGCCGAGCAGGAAGAACUGGAGCUGAGGAUGAGAGAGCUGCAGACGGCCAAUGAGAACAAACAGAGAGAGCUGGAGGCCAUGAGACAGAAACUGGAGGAGGCCGCAGCCAAUGCAGCAGAAGAAGAACACAGACGUCUGCAGACCCAGAGCGAGCUGCAGGAUCUUUACCGCAUGGAAAUGGAGAAAGAGAAAAUGGUGCGGCAGCAAAUGGAGGAACAGGUGGCUCAAAAGUCCAGUGAGUUAGAGCAGUACCUGCAGCGCGUACGAGAGCUGGAGAACAUGUACCACCGUUUAGAAGAAGCACUGGAGGAAGAAAGACAGGCCAGACAAGAUGAGGAAACUGUCAGAAAACUACAGGCCAGGCUGCUGGAGGAGGAGGUAUCCAAGCGUGCAGAGCUGGAGGAGAUACACCUGUAUCAACAGCAGACCAUCUCCCAGACUCAGGCUGAGAAACAGGAGCUGGAACGAGAGCGGCUGGCGAAGGAGAGCGCUUUGCAGUCUGCCAUGCAGCAGCUGCAGCAGCUGGAGGCUGACAGACAGGGUGCACUGGAGCAAUAUGAGGAGGUGAUGAAGAAACUAGCAGAUGCUGCUAAUAACACAAAGAGCUGGAAGGACAAGGUGACUCAUCAUGAAGGACUCAUACGCCUCAUUCAGCCAGGUCCCAAGUACCCUCAGAAAAUCACAAACUGGGGACCUGCAGCUUUCACAGAGGCAGAACUGAGUCUGAGAGAGAAAGAUUGGCAGGAAAAGAAAAACAGGCCUCCUACACCCCAGUAGUGUGUCCAGUCUGUAGAUCUGCUGCCCUGUUAAUAAUACACGUUGCUGUAGAUAGAGUCACUAGUGAAGAAUAUAUACUGCCUCUGUGGGGUUAGCCUCUGACCACACUAAAACUGUAGGCCACUUGACUUUACACAGUAAGGUUGAGCCUGGCCUCAUCUGAAGAAUCGUGUCACCAUUCCAAUCUCUACUGUAACAUUCCAGUGUCAUUCUGUCCUUUGCUUUGAAGAAUUUUUUAUAAACAUUUUUGUAUGAUGUUCUACAUCUUGUGAAUGUGUUCAUUUUGGUGCAUUUCCACCAAAGUAAAGGCAGAUGGCUCUUCCCCAUAGUUCAUGAGUUUAAAAAAGUUUUUUUUUUUAAGUAAAAAAAAAAAAUGAAUAACCUAAUUGACCAAGUAAAUAUUGUUAAAAAGUGUAAUUGUGCAUGCAUUCCAUUGUCACCUCUAGUUUUUUAAAAGUAUUAAAAUUGUACAAUUUAAAUAGUAAUAAAGCAUGCAAAAUGGACUAAUAAAAACAUUUAGGUUUAAUUUAUAAUUAAUACUUGAGUGCUAGAACAUUUGACAUAGCUGGAACGUAUCUAGCAGUUGUUCACAUACUGUAAGGGCAAUCUCAUUCAAAAAGACAUGACUGCAGUAUUAACUAAUUUAUAUGCUCAAAUUAUUAACACAAUUGUGUUUUUACUACAAUUUAUGUGUUUUUGGGAUUAUUCAGUUAUGUACAAUACCAUACCAAACUGUUGUUUGCCUUAAACUAAUGUCCAGAUUUAAGCCUGAGACUGUAUUGUUUGUCAUUCAAUAAAGGCAUUAUUUAAUAGUUGUAAAUGA
This is a messenger RNA of Carassius gibelio (silver crucian carp), 2662 nucleotides long. Its product is annotated as switch-associated protein 70. The transcript has 12 exons. Gene Ontology annotation, molecular function: calcium ion binding. The coding region runs from base 10 to 1839 and encodes 609 amino acids. Gene Ontology annotation, cellular component: cytoplasm; nucleus. Lineage: Eukaryota; Metazoa; Chordata; Actinopteri; Cypriniformes; Cyprinidae. The record is from RefSeq and is a predicted model, not a curated record.